Cheilinus undulatus (humphead wrasse) is the source of this 6443-nucleotide messenger RNA. It is a transcript of the gene atp7a, whose product is annotated as ATPase copper transporting alpha. The record is from RefSeq and is a predicted model, not a curated record. Gene Ontology annotation, cellular component: membrane. Gene Ontology annotation, molecular function: ATP binding; ATP hydrolysis activity; ATPase-coupled monoatomic cation transmembrane transporter activity. The coding region runs from base 284 to 4849 and encodes 1521 amino acids. NCBI's taxonomy places the organism in Eukaryota, Metazoa, Chordata, Actinopteri, Labriformes, Labridae. Gene Ontology annotation, biological process: monoatomic cation transport. The transcript is spliced from 23 exons.
GCAGCCGUAGAGAGACGUCAGUUACGUCGGCACGAGAAGAAGAAACAAAACAGCUUCCAGAGAUCAGUUUCUGUAAAGGGGCAAGAAAACGAUGACCGCAGACACAUUUAUUGUUCCUCACAGGCAGCAAGAUUUGGCGACAUGUCCGAUUUAUUCCUGGUAACACUGGGUGAGGAGUGGAAGCGAGCCCGCUUGCUAGCUCAGUUUAGCCCCUCUGUGUGACAGCUAACGUCAGUAGCCUGAAGCUAACUGGUUACUUCUCGUUGAACAAGAUUAAGCAAUCAUGACACAGAAAGUCAAUCUGUGCUCUGUUUCCCUCGGAGUGCAAGGUAUGACUUGUGGUUCUUGCGUCCAAUCCAUAGAGCAGCGCAUCGGGUCUCUCCCUGGUGUGAUUCACAUUAAGGUGUCUCUAGAGCAGAACAAUGCCACCAUCAUUUUUGACCAAGGCCAACAGAGCCCAGAGUCUUUAUCAGAAGCCAUUGAGGACAUGGGCUUUGACUCCAGUCAGUCAGAGUCAAGCACAGCCACACCUAUCUCUACAGAUACCAUGCUCAUCCCCACCUCAAGCCUGACACCAGCAGGUCAGCAGGAGGCUUUGGAGAAGCUGUCCCAGAUCCAGGGUGUGCUGGAUGUCAGGGAAAGCCCAGCACAGAUGGGUCUCACCGUCACCUUUGUCCCUUCCCUGACUCCUUCCCAGCAGCUGAGUGAGGUUGUGGCCAGCGUUACACCGCCAGAAAUCACCACACCCAGCAGCCCCCUGAAAAACGGCCCAACCAUGUCCCCAUCUCACUCAUCAGGAGUUGGAGUAUCACUCCUGAAGUUGCGCAUUGAAGGAAUGACCUGCCACUCCUGCACAACCACAAUUGAGGGAAAGAUUGGAAAACUGAAAGGAGUUGAAAAGAUCAAAGUUGUUUUGGAGACUCAGGAAGCUACAGUCGUGUACCUGCCUUACCUCAUCACUGUCCAAACCAUCGUUGACCAGAUCGCUGUGGCCGGCUUUAAGGCAUUUGUCAAGUCCAAGCCUCAACCUCUUCAGCUGUCCCCCUUGGAUGUUGAACGUUUUGUUGACUUACAAAAACCAACUGUUUCUUCACCCUCAGACUCGACAGAGGAGACUGAAAUCUUCAUAGACACAACACUCACAACUCUCAGGGUAAAGGGCAUGCACUGCCGAUCAUGCGUGGUCAAUAUCCAGGACAAUAUCUCUUUGCUGCCUGGUGUCUCUUCUGUGGAGGUGUCCCUGGAGAAUGAGAAAGCAUCUAUUUGCUAUGAUCCUUUAAGGAUCACAGUGAAUCAGUUACAGCAGGCCAUUGAGGCUCUGCCCCCAGGAAACUUCAAGACUCAACCCUGGGACUCCCCUUCUCCUCUCAGUCCUGUCCCUACAUCGCUUACGUCUGCCUUACCGUCACAGUGGCCUUUAGGAGCACCCAAGGCCACAUCUGCUGCCUUACAGACUUCUUUUAUUCAGCCUUUAGCAUCUACAGCUACUAUUCACAUCGAGGGGAUGACAUGCAACUCCUGUGUCCAGACCAUUGAGGGCAUGAUCUCCAAAAGGAAAGGCGUGAUGUCUGCCCAUGUAUCUCUGUCUGAACACCAGGGAGUCUUUGAGUACGAUCCACUCCUGACCACACCGGAAGAGCUGAGGGAAGCCAUAGAGGACAUGGGCUUUGAUGCCUUCCUACCUGAGACCAAUUCUUUGCUGCCUGAAUCCAAUUUUGGUCUCUCAAAGUCUACAAGCCCAGCACCUUUGAAAGAACUGGAUGGUGAUAUUUUCAGAGAAACCCCUAAGGAACGCAGCAGAGAAUCAAAUUCCAAAUGCUUCAUCCAGAUUGGAGGGAUGACCUGUGCCUCCUGUGUAGCAAACAUUGAACGAAACCUCAAGAAUGAAACUGGGAUCUCUUCAGUUUUGGUGGCACUGAUGGCGAGUAAAGCAGAAGUUCGUUACAACCCUGAACUGAUCGACCCUGGGAGGAUCGCUGAUUGUGUGAAGGAGCUUGGCUUCACUGCCUCUGUGAUGGAGAACUACGAAGGCUCAGAUGGAAACCUUGAGCUAGUGGUCAGAGGAAUGACAUGUGCCUCUUGUGUUCACAAAAUUGAAUCCAGCCUUAUGAGAGAAAAGGGGAUUAUAUAUGCUUCUGUUGCCUUAGCAACAAACAAAGCACACAUUAAGUAUGACACUGAAGUAAUUGGCCCACGAGACAUCAUUAAAUUGAUAGAGAAUCUGGGAUUUGAAGCAACAUUAGUGAAGAGAGACCGCACUGCAAGUCACCUGGACCACAGCAAAGAGAUACGACAGUGGAGGAAAUCUUUCCUGGUGAGCUUGAUAUUCUGUGUUCCUGUCAUGGGCAUGAUGGUCUACAUGAUUAUUAUGGACCAUCAGAUGCAUUCUUCUCAUCAACACAACAUCACAGCAGAAGACCGAAACCGCUUUCACUCCACCAUGUUCCUGGAGAGGCAGCUCCUCCCAGGCCUGUCCAUCAUGAACCUCCUCUCCUUUCUCUUCUGUGUGCCUGUACAGUUUAUUGGAGGUCGCUACUUCUACAUUCAAGCGUACAAAGCUCUCAAACACAAAUCUGCAAACAUGGAUGUGCUCAUAGUUCUGGCUACCACCAUCGCCUUCACCUACUCACUGGUUGUCCUGAUAGUAGCAAUGGCAGAGAAGGCAAAAGUCAACCCCAUCACUUUCUUUGACACACCGCCAAUGCUCUUUGUCUUCAUUUCUCUGGGACGCUGGCUGGAACAGAUAGCCAAGAGCAAAACAUCAGAGGCUUUGUCGAAGCUGAUGUCUCUGCAAGCAACUGAAGCCACUGUGGUCACUCUCAGCAGUGAUAAUUCUAUUCUCAGUGAGGAGCAGGUGGAUGUGGAGCUUGUACAGCGAGGAGAUGUGGUGAAAGUUGUUCCUGGAGGGAAGUUUCCAGUAGAUGGGAGGGUCAUUGAGGGACACUCCAUGGCUGAUGAGUCUCUCAUCACAGGGGAGGCCAUGCCAGUGACUAAGAAGCCUGGGAGUACUGUGAUUGCAGGCUCCAUUAACCAGAACGGCUCCCUGCUGGUCAGCGCAACACAUGUUGGCAUGGACACCACACUGUCUCAGAUUGUCAAACUAGUGGAGGAGGCACAGACCUCAAAGGCUCCCAUCCAGCAGUAUGCAGAUAAGAUCAGUGGAUACUUUGUUCCCUUCAUUGUUGGCAUAUCUGUCCUUACAUUGAUUGCCUGGACUGUCAUUGGGUUUCUGGACUUCUCUCUGGUGGAGGAGUACUUUCCUGGUUAUGACAAGAGCAUCUCUCGUACCGAGGCAGUGAUUCGCUUCGCCUUCCAGGCCUCCAUUACUGUAUUAUGCAUCGCCUGUCCCUGUUCCCUUGGCCUGGCGACCCCGACAGCUGUCAUGGUGGGCACAGGGGUUGGAGCCCAAAAUGGCAUCUUGAUAAAGGGAGGAGAGCCACUCGAGAUGGCACAUAAGGUCCGGUCCGUGGUGUUCGAUAAGACUGGGACCAUCACAUAUGGUGCUCCAAAUGUCAUCCAAGUCAAGAUAGUUGUGGAGGGCAACAAGAUGCCUCGUUCACGACUGCUGGCUAUUGUCGGAACAGCUGAGAACAACAGUGAACAUCCUCUGGGAGCAGCUAUCACCAAAUACUGCAAGCAGGAGCUGGGCACAGAGGCUCUUGGUGUGUGCACAGACUUUCAGGCAGUGCCUGGCUGUGGCAUCCGCUGUCAGGUCAGCAACACAGAGACUCUGCUGAAACAGGCAGACAGCGACAGUGAGGACAACAACCAGCGGAACAGCAUCCUCGUCCAGAUCAGUGACACCAGAACGUCGGCCACCUCACAUCCUCUCAUCAUGGACCCACAGCCCCUAAGUGUCGUCCAGACAGACACUUACGUUGUCCUGAUUGGAAACAGAGAGUGGAUGAGGAGGAAUUGUCUGCAGAUCAGACCAGACAUAGAUGACGCCAUGGUAGAGCAUGAGCGGAGAGGACGCACUGCUGUUCUUGUAGCUGUGGACAAUCUGCUGUGUGCAAUGAUAGCCAUAGCUGACACAGUAAAACCAGAAGCUGAGCUGGCUGUCCACACUCUGACCAACAUGGGGCUGGAAGUUGUGCUAAUGACUGGAGACAACAGCAAGACUGCAAGAGCCAUAGCAUCUCAGGUGGGUAUCAGGAAGGUGUUUGCUGAGGUGCUGCCCUCCCACAAGGUAGCCAAAGUGGAGCAGCUGCAGCAGGAAGGAAAGAAGGUCGCCAUGGUGGGCGACGGUGUCAACGACUCGCCCGCUCUGGCCAUGGCUGACGUGGGCAUAGCCAUAGGAACGGGGACAGAUGUGGCCAUAGAGGCAGCAGACGUGGUGCUGAUCAGGAAUGAUCUCUUGGAUGUGGUUGGCAGCAUUCACCUUUCCAAAAAGACCGUCAAGAGGAUUAGGAUCAACUUUGUGUUUGCUCUUAUCUAUAACCUGAUUGGCAUUCCUAUAGCUGCUGGUGUGUUUCUUCCCAUCGGUUUGGUGUUACAGCCGUGGAUGGGCUCUGCUGCUAUGGCACUGUCAUCUGUCUCUGUGGUUUUGUCCUCCCUUCUUCUCAAAUGUUACACGAAGCCUACUGCUGAAAAGUUGGAGGCCAAGCUGGGGGGCAGCAGGCGGCAGGGCAGCCUGUCGGACGUCAGCGUUCACAUUGGCAUGGGUGAUGUACGUCGUCCUUCGCCCAAACUCAGCCUGCUGGACCGCAUUGUAAACUACAGCCGUGCCUCCAUGAACUCCCUGCGCUCUGACAAGCACUCCCUCAACAGCCUGGUGCUGAGCGACCCUGACAAACACUCCCUGCUGGUGGGGGGAGGGCUGUGCGAGGAGGAGGAGGAGGCCUGCUGAAUACGCGUCAUCACACGGGCCUUAAUUCAAGGCAAGGCUGUGCUAAGUUAAAAGGGUUUUAUUGAAUAAAGGCCCAUCCAUCCAGCAGUUGUAGGUGCCUCAGGGCUGCACUAUCCACUCAGAAAGCUCUCAUGCCCCUUGUUUUCUGUUAGCUCAGCCAGCUGAUCACAUGCACUUCUAAACAUGUGAGUGGUUUCUUCUUUCAGUUGCAGACUUUCCUUUGUUGAGGCCACCGCCCUGCAGCAAACCCUUUUCACCAACUCCUUGACACUUUGAUCCUCCAACACUCUGCUGUUUGCAGGGAAUGAAGCAUCUUCAGAGCCUUGAAGCAGGCAUGCACAUCCAGGACGUAGAAUAAUCAUCAGCUCUGCCUCUGUGCUCUUCUGCCUGUACAAUCUUUAACAUCAAUCCAAAGUUAUUUUAACAGUGGUUCCCCUUGAAUGAGUGGACACUACAGAGUUAUAUUUUAAACAAUUUUCCUUCAGUGGAAAAUUAUAACUGUCGUAAAAUUAUAUUCCAGAGUAUUUAUAUGACCAUUAUUUAUCUUUUUUUUUUUCAAUAUGUCUCAUGUGAAAAUUAAGUUGUUGAUUCCAAAUGCAAAUAUUAAUCGUAAAUAUCCUAAAAUGUGUGAUAACUGCAUAUAAGAAAAACCUAAAACUCAGUCGAACAAUGAAGUGUUAAAGCAGAUUUUGUGCAAAAUGCUAAUGGAGUGAGUUGAAAUUGUGGGUGUUACAUAAGUGCCAAUUGAAAUGCCACCUUGGCAAAGUCCAACACAUUCCAAAGAUAGCACUGAGUGUACACAGCUUACCUUGGACUUGAUGUGCACUAAGAGCGAUUGCAGAAAAGGUCAACAAUUUAAAAGCAGAGACGUGAAGAGGUUGACUGUGAAAGGCAACAGAAAUGCAGUUGUGUCGACCUGCUGCAUCUUUGGAUUAUUAUUUAAAGUGUCAGUGAAUGUGAACAUUUUCCUCGUUAUACUUAAACAGGAGUUGUUACACGUGCUUGCAUUUAUUUUUCUUGUUGCAAAGAAAACAAGGUUGUGAAGCAGUUUGAUAUGAAAGGCCAAAAUGUAAAUGCGUUUGUAAUGUUAUCACGCUAAACAAGACGAUGUUACUGUUUAGUAAAUUUGUGACUCUUUGUAAAUCCUUGUACUUUUUCACACUGUUGCACAUGAUCAAAGAUAAACAGGGAACAGUAACAGCCAGAUCAGCUGACUAGACACAGAUGUGUCCCAGCAUUCCCACCAAACAAGUUACUGACAGACAGCUGUGGAGAAACGGAAUAGUUUCUAUCCUAAUGUUAAGUGUUUCGAUUGUAACUGCUCUGAUUUUGAAUUUCCAUCUUGAUAUUUUGAUGGUUAAACUGCCUGUGCUUUAUUUUUCUUCUAAGUCAAAUCGGUAAAUCAUCUCUACAGUUCAGCUGAUUAUUGAUAAUAGUAUAUCCUCCUGCUGUCCAAUGGUGCAUCAUGGCCCUUAGCUGAGUGCAACUAUGCCAAUCUGUUUUUGUGCUUUGCUUUGGAAAAACAUCCAUGUGUUCAGUCUGUCAUUGUUCUAAACUAUCUGUGCCUUGGAAUAAAAUGCCUUUGCCACUGAAA